AUGUUUUACGACGGUUUCAAAAGAUUCGACAUGGCACCGCCGACGCUCGCCGCCCGCCUCGAGCAGCAAGCCCGCGACCCGAUCGACGUCCUCCGAGUGCGGCUCAAGGAUGUAUCAGAAACGUCCGUGCUGAACACGCAGCAGUUGCUCGAGAUCAAGACAGACUACCUCCACCGCGCCGAAUCAACGAAAGGUCAGUUGGAUGGAUUCGUCCAAGCCCAAAUCGACGAGAUCGAACGCGCGUCGACGCUGCUCUCGUUUGACGACAGCAUCGCGAAAGUGUCGCUGUCUCUCCGCAAUAUGGGCGCGAGCUGCCAACGCAUGCGCGAGGAGCUAGGCGACGAUGGCGUUGCGUCCGAAGUCAGCAUAGCACGGCGUAACCUGAAGGAUUUGCACACGCAAAUGCAAUUCUACGAGGACCUUCCUGCCACACUUGCAGAGAUGGAGCAGACGCUCCAAGUCAAUCUGGGCCAACUCGUCUCCGUCUUUAGCAAGUACCUCAUCAUGGACGACUGGCGACAAAAGAUGCUCUUGCAGCUGUACACGUCGGCCAAGGAUAACCAAGACGACACGUUCAACAGCAAGCACGUGUCGAAAGCGUUGGCGGCGAUUCUCCCGCGACUGAAUGACAUUGACCACGUCGGGAAGCGGAUCCUCGACGGCACAUGGAGCAUCGUGGUCAACUGCAUCGAGAUGGUCCAGUUUGACCGGAAACGACUCGUCGACGCGUUUCAAAUCGUCGAGCACCUCGAAAAACGGAGGCGCAAGCGUGUCGAUGCAAACAAGCUGUAUUUGGAUCAUUCGUUGCAACCGAUCAGCGAAAGCGCGGCGCCGUCUAUGUUCCACAUGUGCCGGGACCAGCUUGCCACAUCGCUCCAGGCCCGCGUCGCCGACUACUUUGUGCAUCCGCCCGACCAAGCCUUUGCGCAGGCCUUCAACGGGAUGCUAAACAACGCGUCCAACUUGUUGGUUGACUUGGAAUACGUCGAUCGCGACGUCGCAUCGUGCUUCCCCGCUGCGAUCGACGCGGUUCAAGUGUUUGUGGCGAGCUACAACACGGCGCUGGAAGUGCAGUUUGCCAAGAUUUGCGGCAAAGGCGACCUCGGCGUUGCCCAGAAGCUCCAGCUCGUGCAGUGGAUCGACUAUUACAACUCUCAAGUGGCCAGGUACCGAUCGGGCACGGUGUCGGCCAUCCUAGACCAGAACGCCAACCUCGUCAUGAAGCUGUACUUGGACGGCAUUCAAGAACAAAUCCACACGUGGGUCACCAACAUCUACAAUCGAGACGAAGAACCUGUCGUGGGGCCGUCGGGGGAACUGCACUCCACGCGCCCGAACGACAUCAUGAACAUUUUGUCGUCGCAGAUCACGAUCGCGCAGGAGUGGCUCAGUGGCGGGCUUCUCGCCCGCGUCGUCCUGGCGUGUUUGGCGGCGCUGAUGCAGCAAUUGAGAGCCCGCGCCGACCGGUUUGCCACGGCAUCGUGCACGGACAUGGAGAGCUUGUGCUCGUUCGUCAACGACACGGACGUGCUGCAGUCCAAGGUCGUCGAGUUGAUUGACAAGAUUCAAUUUCCUGGAUCGGCCGACCACGCCGACGAGGUGGCGAAACUCAACGCGGGCCUGGGCGACGCGCUGAACGCGACAUCGUCCGACAUCGUCGCGCUCGCCGUUCACGCGUGCAGUUUGAUUGUGCGCAAGAUCUUUGACGAGAUCGACGCGGACACGACAGCGCACUGGUUUGGCAAAAAAUGGGACGACCAAGAGCCUGUGGUCGAAAACGUGCUUGUGACGCUCGACGACUUCCUCAGGGAUCUCCACGCGUGGAUCAGCGGAUCGUUCUUCUACGCCAAGGUCGUGCGGUUUGCGCUCGACAGAUGCGUCGAUGAAUACACCAAGCGCUUUGUCGGGCGAACGGCAGCGUUGCCCAACGCCGAGGUGGCAUGCCGCGUCAUCGAGCAGGAUGUCAUGAAUGUGCACGGGUUUUUCUCGCGAUACGAGUCGGAACUCCGACGCACGGGGCUUCGCACGGCGGACGACGUGACCAAGCACCUGGAGCCGAUGAACAUGCUGAGUCUCUUGGUGAGUCGCAAGCUGACACUCGACGACCUCGCCCGAGACCUGCACGACCUCGACCAGCAAGGCCUGAUGGACGACGCCAGUGCAAAGCGCGCCAAGCUGCUCAAAGACGUCAUGGGUGCCACCAAGCGGUUGGUACCGUUGUCUGCAUCACAUGGAGCGGCGGCGGCGGCAGACGGGAGCAAGUCAAGCAAGGGCGGGAAACCCCCGAAGAAGUCCACGUUCUUCAAAAAGACCAAGGACAAGACAGUAGCGAAAGCGGACGACAACGGCAUGCCCGCGCCGCCGACGGAAGAUGCGUCCGACGCAGCCGCGGACUUUCAAGUGAAAACCACCAGUCUGGAUGCGUUCCUCAAUCAUUGA
Molecule: messenger RNA, 2439 nt
Organism: Aphanomyces invadans
Lineage: Eukaryota; Oomycota; Saprolegniomycetes; Saprolegniales; Verrucalvaceae
Exons: 15
Coding region: 1-2439 (812 amino acids)
Biological process (GO): exocyst localization; exocytosis
Cellular component (GO): exocyst
Molecular function (GO): SNARE binding
Source: RefSeq, a predicted model, not a curated record